UUAAGUUCAUCCAAUCCUUAUCAUGGAAUACUUGCCUUGUGGUGACCUGCUUGGUUACAUGAGAAAGUGCCGAGGAAUUAAGGAUCGGUAUUAUCUUGGAGAAGGAAGAGCUCAAGAUUUGGACAACUACGACCUUGUGCUAUUUGCCAAACAAAUCGCCGCUGGUAUGGUAUUCCUUGGAUCAAGGGGAAUAAUUCAUCGUGACCUGGCAGCUCGAAACGUCCUUCUUGAUAACAACUAUGUGUGCAAAGUGACCGACUUUGGCAUGGCAUAUCAAAACUUCAAAUAUGGUCAUGGAAAUGCCAAAAAGGGCCGUCUGCCAAUUAAAUGGACUGCACCAGAAAUUUUGUUGGGAAAUCUUGCUGGACUUUCCACCUUGAGCGACGUGUGGUCUUACGGAAUCGUUCUGUAUGAGAUAGUUACCCUUGGAGGAAUUCCUUAUGACGGAUGGUCAGAAGGCAACGUAGUUGCACAGGUGACACGUGGCUACAAACUUCCAAAGCCCGAUCAUGUUGAUGAUAAACU
This is a messenger RNA of Stylophora pistillata, 525 nucleotides long. RefSeq names its product fibroblast growth factor receptor 1-A-like. The record is from RefSeq and is a predicted model, not a curated record. NCBI's taxonomy places the organism in Eukaryota, Metazoa, Cnidaria, Anthozoa, Scleractinia, Pocilloporidae. Gene Ontology annotation, biological process: protein phosphorylation; dendrite self-avoidance; homophilic cell-cell adhesion. Gene Ontology annotation, molecular function: protein tyrosine kinase activity; cell-cell adhesion mediator activity; ATP binding. Gene Ontology annotation, cellular component: axon; plasma membrane.